Molecule: messenger RNA, 609 nt
Organism: Colletotrichum lupini
Lineage: Eukaryota; Fungi; Ascomycota; Sordariomycetes; Glomerellales; Glomerellaceae
Exons: 3
Coding region: 1-609 (202 amino acids)
Source: RefSeq, a predicted model, not a curated record
AUGAAAGCCGCGUACCUUAUCUCCACGACGUUCGCAAACCACGUUCAACACCAUGCGCACUGCACACAGCCCGAACAAACCCUUCUACUAGGGGGAUUCGAACUCGAGACCUUCAAAAACAAAAGCACCGGGGUCAAUUACCUAGCGUUGAGGUCGGGAGUGGGCAGUCCCAACUAUUGCGCCAAGGCAUCUCCUCAUCCGAUGUUGACUGUAUGGCCCCUUCCCAACAAUUCAUCGGUUCUUUCUCACUGCACAUCUGGACAAUUCCACGCCUCGACAGGGAAUGUUAUGCUGAAGUCUCACAGUUUAGGUGAAUGUGACGCCGAUAGUGCUCAUCCUGAUACCUCUGCGAUAGUGAGUACCUACAAGACGAUUAUCUGCAGCGCAUCAAUCGCUCACGAGGGCUAUCUUUGUGUCCUGAAGUACAAAGAGAUGGUUGAGUUGGAGUCUCUGAGCGAGCCCUAUAUCUUCUCUCUGAUCACUGAGCAAUCUGCAUCUUUCUCUUUCUUUCCCCUUCAAAUCAAGAGACUCAUAUACCGCAGUCAGCCAACCGAGCCUGUAGCAGCGCGAUUCUCAUGUAUUUCCACGUCCCACACCGCUGCUGCCUAA